GUAUCAUCUUUUGAGCGGGCAAAUAGUUUGGGUCACGUGACAGGCGCCACACCCGGAAGCAGGAAGUUCUCGCUGCACCUGUCACCAAGUUUCACUUUUCGGAAAUUGCUCUCACCAAGUUUCGAUAGAGAAGAAAGAAACUGAACUCCGCCUCUGGUUAUUUUAUGUCGUCGGUUGGGACUUCCAUGGAGGAGACGACGGCGGCGGCUGCUUCAGCGCCCGUGCCCGCGGCCGCGGCGGCGGCGACUGAGAUGGAGAAGCAGUCCAGCACAAAAGCCGAGGAGCCGGCGACGGACUGCGGAGUGAGCCGCUGUCAGUUCGGGGACCCGUCAGGAGAGCCACCGCUGUCUGUAAAUCAGUUUAAAUGCAAGAAGUUCUUCGUCCUCAGGCCCGGCACACUGCACCAAGCCAUCAAAGAGGUUAAAGUUCUGGUGGAUCCGCAAGUUGAUGGCAACAUUCUUGGCAUCUGGUUACUGGCAGAGGUGGAUCACUGGAACAACGAAAAGGAGCGCCUGGUUGUCAUCACCGACACCUUCCUGCUGGUCUGCAAGUACGACUUUAUGAUGUUCCAGUGCGAGCAGAUCCAGAAGAUCCCGCUCAACAUGGUGGAUCGCAUCUGCUACGGAAGCUUCACCUUCCCGCCCAACUCCGUACUUUUCGUGACCCGAAUACUUCACCAACCUUCAUUCGGUCUCACAAAACUGUUUCAAAGUUCGGAUAGUACAACUGUGACACGAGGCGCACGGUGUCGACGGGUUAACGCCGUUCAGACGAGGCGUCGCAAGAGCAUGUGGAGAGUUUUUUUUUUCCUUUUCCUCCCUCUCCCUUCUUUCUGGAGCGGUAGGAAGUGCCGAGCUGUCACUUGGAGCUGUCACUUAGCUGAUUAGCGGCUAAAAUGAACGCGGUCCUUUUGAUGUGAACCUUUUUAAAGGCGGCUCGGGGGACAGCCCGGCGACGCCGGUUAAUUUGAUGAAUAAAAUGUAAU
Hippocampus comes (tiger tail seahorse) is the source of this 985-nucleotide messenger RNA. It is a transcript of the gene tprg1, whose product is annotated as tumor protein p63 regulated 1. The transcript is spliced from 5 exons. Bases 165 to 887 code for a protein of 240 amino acids. The record is from RefSeq and is a predicted model, not a curated record. NCBI's taxonomy places the organism in Eukaryota, Metazoa, Chordata, Actinopteri, Syngnathiformes, Syngnathidae. Gene Ontology annotation, cellular component: cytoplasm.